Molecule: messenger RNA, 1993 nt
Organism: Trifolium pratense (red clover)
Lineage: Eukaryota; Viridiplantae; Streptophyta; Magnoliopsida; Fabales; Fabaceae
Product: mannose-6-phosphate isomerase 1-like
Exons: 5
Coding region: 505-1779 (424 amino acids)
Biological process (GO): carbohydrate metabolic process; GDP-mannose biosynthetic process
Cellular component (GO): cytosol
Molecular function (GO): zinc ion binding; mannose-6-phosphate isomerase activity
Source: RefSeq, a predicted model, not a curated record
AACAAUUCAAAAAAUAUUGUACCAAAAUAAAUAUUUCACAAAAGAAAAAAAAAGGACAAAAAUUAGUACGACGAAGAAGAAGGUUCAUACAUAAAUCUCGUCGAAAAGAAAUGAACAUUUGUGUCUUCGCGCAUGAAAUUUCUUGUUCUUGUUUCUUACACAAAGGUACUACUGUCUCUCUGUCUGUCACUAGUAGUAACAUCUACAUCAACACCAAUUCAAACCGUGUUCAACAAGAUAAGAUUCACAAUUUCACAAUCAUCUUCAAGAACAAGAACAAAGAACAAGACACAAUUCACCGCUUCCUUUUUCCCUCUCUUCCGCAAUCUUUCUCUCUCUAAAACCCAUCUUCAAAUACCCCCACCCCCCCCAAUGACUCAAUCUCAAUUUCAUCAAUACCCAUUUUCAUUUUCUUGCUUUUCUUUCAUUCUAUAACAAACCCAUUUUCACAAUCUUUUUCAAUUCAAUUGAAUUGAAUCUUCCCAUUAAGGAAUACUACUAACAAUGGAAGAAGAUUCAAUUCAUCAUUCACUUCAAAAACUUCAUUGUUCUGUUAAGAAUUAUGAUUGGGGUUUACCAGGUCAACUAUCUCAGGUUGCUAAAUUAUCUGAACUUAAUUCUGGGGUUCAAUUUGAUCCAAUGAAGCCUUAUGCUGAACUUUGGAUUGGUACUCAUGAGUCUGGUCCUUCUUUUCUUGUUAAUGAUAAUGGUGGUGGUGAUGGUGAAACUGUUAGUCUUAAAGAUUGGAUUUUUGAUAACCCUGAUUUGCUUGGGGAUAAAGUUGUUCAGAAAUGGGGUUCUGAUCUACCUUUCUUGUUUAAGGUGUUGUCUGUGGGGAAGGCUUUGUCUAUACAAGCUCACCCUGAUAAGGAGUUGGCUCGGAUGCUACAUAAAUUGCAUCCUGAUGUGUAUAAAGAUGGGAAUCAUAAACCUGAGAUGGCUCUUGCAAUGACAGAUUUUGAGGCUCUUUGUGGAUUUAUCACUCUUAAGGAACUUAAGGCUGUGAUUCAUACCGUUCCCGAAGUUGUAGACCUAGUUGGUGCUGAAAAUGCAAACCUGGUGUUACAAACUAGUGAACAGAAUGGUGAACAGAAGGUUAAACCUGUUCUACAGGCAGUGUUCACUCACUUUAUGUCAGCUAGUAAAGAGAUAGUAACUGAUGCAGUAAACAGAUUGAUAAAUCGACUGCACAAGGAAAGUGAGGUGAGGCUGUUGACAGAAAAGGAGCUACUGGUGCUGCGGUUGGAGAAUCAAUACCCAUCUGAUAUUGGUGUGAUAGCGGCUUUCUUUCUAAACCAUGUAAAACUCAAUCCUGGUGAAGCAUUGUACCUCGGGGCAAACGAACCUCAUGCGUAUUUAUCAGGCGAGUGUGUCGAAUGCAUGGCAACAUCUGACAAUGUUGUCCGAGCUGGCCUUACUCCCAAAUUCAUAGAUGUCCAGACUCUUUGUUCCAUGCUCACAUACAAGCAGGGUUUUCCUGAGAUUUUGCGAGGAGUUUCUAUGAAUCCAUAUGUAAAUAAAUAUAUCCCGCCGUUCGAGGAAUUUGAGAUUGACCAUUGUGUUCUCCCGAAAGGAGAAAGAGUGGUAUUUCCGUCUGUUCCAGGUCCUUCCAUCUUUUUGGUCACGGCUGGAGAAGGAAUGAUGAAUACAGGAUCACCCAAAGUUUAUAAAACCACUGAAGGUGAUGUUCUUUUCGCUCCUGCUGGCACCGAGGUUAGCGUUUCGAGUGAAUCCGAGUUGCAUCUGUACAGAACAGGGAUUAAUAGCAAGUUUUUUUAAGAUUCUUAAGUUUAGCAAGUGUUUUAAUUGUUAUUUUUGUCAUAUUGUUUAUUAUUUUUGUCAUAUGAGAAUCAAAUAAUGAAAUUCUGUGUUAUAUGUAAUAGCAGAAGUUUAGUGUACAUGUAACAGAAAUAAGAUGAUCACAUGUAACAGCAAUAAGAUCACAUAGAAGCUGAGAGAAAAGUUCAUUAUAGAGAGGUUUAUUCUAAUGUUA